Messenger RNA from Sesamum indicum (sesame), 1498 nucleotides. RefSeq names its product E3 ubiquitin ligase BIG BROTHER-related. Lineage: Eukaryota; Viridiplantae; Streptophyta; Magnoliopsida; Lamiales; Pedaliaceae. The record is from RefSeq and is a predicted model, not a curated record.
GAAUAGAGAGAGAGGGUGGGCGAGAGCGAGAGCGAGAGCGAGAGAGAGAGAGAGAGAGAGAGGAAUCGAUUUCAAUUUCAAAUAAUACUUAAAACACUCGAAAAGCACACCACCGCUUUCGUCUACGUCUCUCUCUCUCUCAUAUUAUUCUUAAAAUCGGUUGCUCAAAUUCCUGUAAUUUCGAAUUAUCAUUCCGCUCCCCGCCCCGCGUUUCAGUUCGUUUUUCCUUACUUCUGCAAUUAGGGAUUGUUUCGAUUCCAAUUUAUUGUGGAGGAAUGGAGAACUCCAAUGCCAAGGCGGACGCCGACAACACCACCACCACCACCACCACCACUGCCGCCGACGCGCAACAAAACCCUACCGAUAAUCCGCAGAAUGCCGGAGAUGGUGCUGGAAAUCGCCGCCAGAGAACUCCGUUUACGGACCUCAGUCAAGUAGAUGCGGAUCUUGCCCUUGCUCGGACUCUCCAAGAACAGGAAAGAGCUUAUAUGAUGUUGAGAAUGGAUAUUGCAAAUGGCAGUGAUUAUGGAAGUUGGGAAGCUGACAGUUAUGGACAUGAAGAUGAGGCUGAUGAUGAUGAUUUUGAUGAUGCCAGUGAAGAGGAUUACGAUGGUUCUGAUGUGGAGGUAGACGAUGAUGCAGAAGAUGCAUUCGAUGUGCAUGCUCAUGCUGAAGAAGCAGAAGAUACCCAAAAUGCUGAAUUGGAUCCCUCUGCCUUUUCAAGUGAUGAGGCCUAUGCUAGAGCCUUGCAAGAUGCUGAAGAACGGGAAAUGGCAGCCAGAUUGUUAGCCCUGGCUGGGAUAAAUGGAAUGGUUGUCGGGGAAGAUGAAGAGGAAGAGUUAGAUGAGCAUGAUGGUAAUCCUCAGGAUGCAUGGGAGGAGGUUGAUCCUGAUGAACUGUCAUAUGAGGAGUUGCUUGCACUAGGUGAUGUUGUUGGUACAGAAAGUAGGGGUCUCUCUGCAGAUACAAUUGCUUCCUUGCCUUCCAUAAAUUAUAAAUCACAAGGCAUUCAGGAAGGGAGUAAUGAUACCUGUGUUAUAUGCAGGUUGGACUAUGAGGAUGGAGACACCUUGACUGUUCUUUCCUGCAAACAUUCAUACCAUUCAGAGUGCAUUAACAAUUGGUUGCAAAUAAACAAGGUUUGUCCUGUAUGCAGUGCUGAAGUCUCCACUUCAGGAAAAAGCUAGCAUACUCCAUCAGCAAGCUGAAGAUAUUUUGCAUGAAAUGGGGCAGAGCAAAUAACCGGCAGCUCUUACUGUUUGCGUCUAUUGUCAAAACCGUCAACAGCAUAAAAGGAUGAACUCACUAUUGAACUACUUGUAUUCCUUUUGGUUGUUCUGACUGAAAUAUAUUAGCCACAUUGAAUAUUUGCUACCACAAUCUUUGGUGGUCAUUGGUUACUUUUAGCAAUACUUAGGGCUCAGAGCUUUUAAUCGUGCAUGUGUCUUUCCUACCUACCAAUAUUUCUGUUUGAUGGGCAAUUAUGUUUUCGAUAAAA